AUGCCGACGUUUGACAUUAAACCUAAUAAAGUAUAUAAACACCUUCAAGCUUUAAAAACCUUCAAGCAGUCAGACAAACCUUUCCUCCACCCUAGCAGCAGCAGCUCCUCUCUCUCCUUCUCUCCUUCCACCACCAGCUCCCAAAUCAAAGAUUCAGAGAGAUUACCCAUACCACCAAACCGUUACACACAUCUCAAGAAAGCGUGGUUAGGUAUAUACGGACCUGUUUACGAACACAUGAAGGUGGACAUCAGGAUGAACCUCGAGUCAUACAAAGUCGAGCUCAAGACCCGAGCCGACACUCCUGACGUCAGCAAUCUCUCGAAAUCUGCUGAUUUUGUUCAAGCGUUCAUGCUCGGUUCUGAUAUCUCUGAUGCUAUUCGUCUUCUGGGGAAGGAAGAGUUAGUUGUAGAUUAA
Molecule: messenger RNA, 417 nt
Organism: Eruca vesicaria subsp. sativa (arugula)
Lineage: Eukaryota; Viridiplantae; Streptophyta; Magnoliopsida; Brassicales; Brassicaceae
Source: the annotation of a GenBank genome assembly